Messenger RNA from Micropterus dolomieu (smallmouth bass), 2018 nucleotides. It is a transcript of the gene alkbh3, whose product is annotated as alkB homolog 3, alpha-ketoglutarate dependent dioxygenase. Gene Ontology annotation, molecular function: dioxygenase activity. Gene Ontology annotation, cellular component: nucleus. The transcript has 10 exons. The coding region runs from base 103 to 999 and encodes 298 amino acids. Lineage: Eukaryota; Metazoa; Chordata; Actinopteri; Centrarchiformes; Centrarchidae. The record is from RefSeq and is a predicted model, not a curated record. Gene Ontology annotation, biological process: DNA alkylation repair; DNA repair.
CGGAACCAAUAUUCACAUCUCAGUUCUGGGUAGGACGUAUUUUUUUGUAACACACGUGCCAUGACUGUCAGACGUCUUCGCAGCAAGUUCUGAUGUUAUGUGAUGUCAGAUAAGCGUCAGCGUGCCAGAGUCCAGGGCUCCUGGGCCAAACAACAGCCAAAGCACUCGGGACCAACAGGUGCCGUCCCAAAGACACAACAACCCGAAGGAGUGGAGCCAGUCCCUGCUUCUUGGGGAUUUGGGCCACAGAAAACACCUAAGAUAUUUGAGUUUCACCAGCCCACCAAGCCAAUUAGAGAUGUUCCACCAGAGAUGGUGAUGGAACAGGCAGGGGAUCAUGAGAUCAGCCAUGGACCAUCAGGAGUGUCCAGACUGCAGCUGCUGCCUGGGUUUCUUCCCCCAGAAGAGGCUGACUGGAUGUUCAGUAAGCUGUUAGCAGAGCUUCCCUGGUCCCAAAAGACCAACUACAGACAGGGUGAGGCGUACGAGGAGCCAAGACUGACUUGCUGGUAUGGAGAGUUGCCCUAUACAUAUGCUCGUUCCACCAUGCCUGCUAACACACAGUGGCAUCCACUGCUGUUAACCCUUCGCAAGGCAGUGGAGCAGGUGAGUGGAUGCAGCUUUAACUCGCUGCUGUGUAACCUGUAUCGGGACGGCCAUGACAGCAUUGGCUGGCACAGUGAUGAUGAGGCCUCUUUGGGUGACAAGCCCACCAUCGCCUCCCUCAGUCUGGGCGACACCAGAAUUUUCAGCCUCCGCAAGCAACCUCCACCGGAGGAGAAUGGUGACUACACUUACGUAGAGCGGAUUCGGGUUCCUCUGAAUCACGGGACACUUCUGCUGAUGACAGGAGCCACACAAGACGACUGGCAGCAUCAGGUGGCUAAAGAGUACCAUGACCGAGGCCCACGCAUCAACUUGACCUUCAGAACUAUCUACGCAGAGCCGGAGGGCCACAGGGCGGGGACCAAGCUGCGAUUCACAACCAAGCAACCAUGAACACCCCUCAGAGGCUGCUACUUAGGGCUGAGGAAACUGUGAGAGUGUAAACAAGACUUGAUGAUGAAAAGAUUUUGCCUAAAUGCUAGGCUCUGUGUCAGUGUCAUCGUACUUCUCAGUGAGUUUGCAAGCAAUUUGAGCUGUUUGAAAGUCUUCAGUCUUGCAAACACAUCACUGAGUUACAGGCCACAGUAUGAAUAACAGCUUCCUCCCAGUGAAACAGGGAGAUUUGCAGCUCUGUCUGAAUUCACCUGUUGCAUAAACAAACCAUAAUAACACAGCAGUCUUGACCAGUGGUGAUUAUCAGAGUUGUCAGAUAAGCAAAGCAGGAGAAUGGGUGAUAAUGAAGGCUUUAAGACGUGAUAAAAUGUUAGCUCUGCAUUGUACUUUGACUUUAUUUAUUCAGCACAGACAGAGUUGUUGUUUAUGUUACUUUCAGACCGUAAUCUGAUAAAAUCUUUGUUUAGUGUUCCAAACUUGAAUUUUGACCGAAAUGACAUGUGAUGAAAGGUGUCUUUAUGAAAGGCCGUGUCCCAAGUGCUCACUGCACAACAAGACACUGUUGAUGUGACUUUUGGUGAAAUGCCCUAAAAUGUAAAUGAUUUCCUGCCUUGUUAAUCUUGGGGAGCUUUUUGGAGAGAACAUAGUUGCUUUAGUAACUAAUUUUAGAAUUAGUUAAUUGUCCUAUUGAACAACAUUUCUCAGACCAGAAUCUUUCAUCUGAUGCAUAGUUUAAGUUUUUUGUCAACAAAUGACAUAUACUGUGUAUGAAAUGAAUACUUGAAGAUGGAAACAGUACAGUACUAUACAAGCAACAGCUAAGGUUUUUUUUGAUUGAUUGAUCUGUGACACUAAAAUUUGUUGUUGAUCAGUUGUGAAGAAUUUUUUUAUAUUUGAAGCAAUAAAGAUACCAAUGAGUCCUGCAUAUUGUUCAUUGAUGUCAGUGACAGAGCUUGCUGCUGUUUCAAUAUGAAGUCUAGUUCUAACAUUUUCAUUAAAACUUUUCUUUGCCAAAUGAA